Molecule: messenger RNA, 547 nt
Organism: Dendrobium catenatum
Lineage: Eukaryota; Viridiplantae; Streptophyta; Magnoliopsida; Asparagales; Orchidaceae
Exons: 1
Coding region: 32-397 (121 amino acids)
Source: RefSeq, a predicted model, not a curated record
GAAUGGCCUCGAUCUUAUCUUUUCACAUGGCAUGCGUUCAAUCACGCCCUCCCGUUCCCAUGUCCCGCAGGAACUCCUUAAACUGCGACCCACCAUUCAAAAUCCAACUUACUCAGUCGGCGCAACAUACCCUUUCCCUCCCUAUAUAAUCGUCGUAAGAUCUGAUGGCAGCAGUACCGGAGAAGCAACAAUAAUGGACGGCGGCAAGAAGGGCUCGAAGAGUCAAGCGAAGGCGGCCGAUGAACGUAAGGAUCGGCGAUCGGCGACGGGGAUAAGCGGCGAGCCGAAGAAGGGUGGGUAUGGCGGCAAGUUCACCUGGUCCGGCGACAAGCGCUUCUCUGACGAGGUAAUGGUUAAGGGAGCGAUCGAUGCAAAGGAUCCGAACUUUGAGGAUUAGGAAGAGGAAGAAGGCGUCUCUUCUGUUUGAUUGAUGGAUCUAUGCUCAUUUCUGUAUGAAUAAUAAUAGUAUUGAUCCGUUGAUGUUUAUGGAAUGGGGAUAGAAUUUCACUAAUUUUAAUAUGGAUUUGUAAAUAUUCAUAAUUUCCGA